UUAUUUUUUUAGUACAAUUAUUUGACAGGCGAAAGAGAUUAUUUAGUAAAGGAUGUUGGCUAUCCGCCUACUUGCAUGGCAGCAGGAUUUGGAUAUUGGGCAGCUGGUAGUCAGCGUGGUGAUUUGACGUUGAAAGCGAUCAACAGUGACUACCUUGUCAAGAUCUCGACAGCACCUGGAUGCACUAUCAAUAAUGGACUUUGUUUCUCUAAUGUCAACGGUGCUAUCCGAUUGCUUGUCUCAAAUAACGAUGCCUCUAUUCGUGUAUUUUCUGUUCCAGAUCUCCAACUGAUCGACACACUCAAUUUUGCAACUGCCAUCAAUCACACCUCUGUCAGCCCUGAUGGAAGGAAAAUGAUAACAGUAGGCGACGAUAAUAGAGUCCAAUUGUUCAAUAUCACAUCUUCCGGCUAUUAUGAACUAGCAACCACCAUGGCAGUGUCUCGCGAUGCCAAUUUCUCUGUUGCUUGGAAUCAUACUUCGGAACGCUUUGCUGUUUCUAGUCAAGAUGGAUCUGUGCACGUAUGGGAUAUACGUAGCCACAACCCACUGGCAAAAUUCUCAGGCUUACAUCCGUCUAUCACCAAAGGAGCUGCACGUUGCGUUAAGUUUACUCAAACAGGCGCAGUGGAUCUACUUGCCUUCACAGAACAUGUUUCCCAUGUUCAUAUUGUGGAUGCACGUACAUUGAAUGGCCAACAAACGCUAAGAGUAGGAUCUUUAGGCUAUGAUACGCCUAUUACCGGUUUGUGCUUCUCCAAUGAUAGUCAAAAGAUGUUUGUUGGCAUGGAGACGGCUAUUUUGGAUUUCAAUAUUGAUACUGGAUCCCGUAGAAGAUUUGCCUGUGCCUCUCUUCUGUGAUAGGAUUUCUCAAAAGAAAAAAAAAAAAACAAAAAAACAACAACAACCCAUUUUAUUUAUUUGCUUUCACCUGUAAAUAUGGCACUCCACCCCUCUCUUUAUAAUAUAUAAAUUUUUGUACAUGUUUCGCUAAUUCUCUAAUGCAUUCUUACU
Mycotypha africana is the source of this 1014-nucleotide messenger RNA. RefSeq names its product WD40-repeat-containing domain protein. Lineage: Eukaryota; Fungi; Mucoromycota; Mucoromycetes; Mucorales; Mycotyphaceae. The transcript is spliced from 3 exons. Bases 76 to 861 code for a protein of 261 amino acids. The record is from RefSeq and is a predicted model, not a curated record. Gene Ontology annotation, molecular function: protein binding.